This is a messenger RNA of Fusarium oxysporum Fo47, 416 nucleotides long. RefSeq lists its product as uncharacterized. Lineage: Eukaryota; Fungi; Ascomycota; Sordariomycetes; Hypocreales; Nectriaceae. The coding region runs from base 80 to 349 and encodes 89 amino acids. The transcript is spliced from 4 exons. The record is from RefSeq and is a predicted model, not a curated record.
CCGGCCAUUUGACAUCAAUUCAACGUUGCCAUUGCGCUCCUACAACCUCUCUUUUACGUCCGUUGAUCAAUUAUUCAAAAUGGGCGGCGGCGGAAAAGUCCCUUACCCCAAGCACGUCUGGUCCCCAGCCGGUGGUUGGUACGCGCAGCCUGCGAACUGGCGCGCCAACACCCUGAUCGCUGGUGUCGUCAUGGCCGGAAUCGUUGCGGUUACGUGGAAGUUCAGCGCCGGGCGAGAACAAUGGGCGCACCGACCUGAGCAAGGGCAGUGGUACGCUAGCCGACACUGGUCGAAACAGUUGAAGCAGUGGGAUGAGGAGGACAAGGGAAAUGCGUCAAAGAGCGAAUAGAGUUGGAUAAAACGACACUGUGUACAAAUUUCUGCGACAAGAUGAAUACAAUCUGAUUCAAGAUCAA